UCUUCCUCUUCCCUCCAGCAAUGUACAGCAGUAUAUGCAUCUGCCUGGUCCUUGCUGUGCUCUCGGCAAGCUCUGUCGGACAGCAAACCUUGGCCUUGCACAAUGGGAACCCACUGGCUGCUGAGCUUGAGCAGAGCUCGACAGAGCAUCACCGGCACGUCCGCGCCCCUUCCUCUGCCGGCUCGCUGAAAUCGGUGCCGCGGCUGGAGGGAAGCAUUGACCAAAGAGCUAACAUCGGUGCCUUGUUGGCCAAGUAUCUUCAGCAAGCCAGAAAAGGUUCCACUGGAAGGCUCUCAGUCCUGGGAAACAGGGUACAGAGCAUUGAUCCCACACACAGGAUAAAUGACAGAGACUACAUGGGCUGGAUGGAUUUUGGCCGCCGCAGCGCUGAGGAAUACGAAUACUCUUCCUAAAGAACAGCAAACUGCAGCUGCAGGAGAAAGAAACAUGAGUCACACUCCCAUGCCUGUACAGAAAGAGAAAAGUUAAUUUGUUGUCCUCUUGGAAUCAGUGUUUUAAAAACAUAUCAUGUAUUUGAUGUAAAUUUGCCUGUAAGACUCUCCAAUGCAAUAUAUACUUCUGUAGAAUUUUCCAGGAGAUGUUGUCUUUCUUUUGUGGUUUCUCAAACAU
Molecule: messenger RNA, 630 nt
Organism: Dryobates pubescens (Downy woodpecker)
Lineage: Eukaryota; Metazoa; Chordata; Aves; Piciformes; Picidae
Gene: CCK
Product: cholecystokinin
Exons: 2
Coding region: 21-413 (130 amino acids)
Biological process (GO): digestion
Cellular component (GO): axon; extracellular region
Molecular function (GO): neuropeptide hormone activity
Source: RefSeq, a predicted model, not a curated record